AUGGAAAAAAAAGUCGUUUGCCCCCUUGUUUUCAGUAACUCUUUUGAGAGGAAGUAUGGAGAAAACUUUCCACACGCACAGUGGAUCACCGAGGCCGGUGGAUUUUUACCCUACUCGUCUCCUACUUUUUUCAGCAGCCAGAUCAGUCUGUUAUCGUGGAACUGGUCAUCGAGUGAGGAAUAUACGCCCGCUGACAAGGUUGCGGAAUUGAGAUGCAGCGCUACCAAUCAUUUCAACGACAUGACUCUUUUAUUCUCAUGUUAUGUUUAA
Molecule: messenger RNA, 270 nt
Organism: Phytomonas sp. EM1
Lineage: Eukaryota; Euglenozoa; Kinetoplastea; Trypanosomatida; Trypanosomatidae
Source: the annotation of a GenBank genome assembly